GACUGCAACUGAGAUGACUGAUGGUGGAAGCAUUGAGAUUCACAGCCCGGGAACCUGCCGGGAGCUUCUUUUGCUUGGGCAAGAGGAAGAGAGCGACGGGCGUAUGCUAGCUACAGGGACUGCUCUGGAGGCAGGCAACUUGGGAUCUCCACAGCGAUUUAUCUGUAGAGACGGUUGUCGUACAUGGAGUCAUGAGUCAGGUUGUCGACUCUCCAGAACUGUCAGUAGAGACAUGGGACGAGUAUCAAGGAUGUCUUCAGCUGCACAGAUGGCAAAUGUCCAGUCUUGGCUCAGCAGGAAAGCUCGCCGAGCAGUUUUGGUCUUGCCAGAGGCCCCAGAGGUUGCAGGGGUGGAGCAGCUCAUCCAGUCCCUAUUGGACCAAGAGCACCAGCUGAUUUCAGAGCUGGAAGCCACUGCCUCUAGUCAAGCCAGUGAGGCUGCCUGCAAGAGAGAAAUGCUCUAUCACAAGUGGAGCAGUCGUGUGUUUUCACCUCUCCACAACCAAAUCACCAGGGUGAUGGGUGGAAACAGGUUCAAGGAUAUUGAGAGAGAGAAACGAAGACUUUUCCAGAACUACAUCAACUACUGCAACAAACAGAGAGUUUUUCUAGAUACAGUGAGUGGUUCAGAUUACAACCCUCUAUUACUCACUGACCGACACACACAAGUACUGGCUGUUACUGGAGAAUUGGACGACCCACUGCUGACUCAGCAAAUUGAGAGAGCCCAUGAGACCCAGAUAAUCACUGGUAGUCUGCGUGAGGAGGAGGGUGAGGUGGCAGAGAGGGGGCUGGACGCUGUGAACUGGCUGGCUCUUCAGCUGGUUGAUGUUGACAGCGAUGCUCGACAAAGGUCUCGCCUGCGAGUUCAGCGAGAUCAUAAUAAAAGGCAGAGUGGUGGAGGACACCUUGUUCUACCCCACAAGACACCAGCCACACCCCCUCGUAAUCCCCUCUCUCUCAAUUGGCCUGAACCAACAGAAUUAUGAUACUGUGUUAUGCAAUAAAAAUGUGCUAUCAAGUUUCUGUAGGUUUGCUCCACCUGGGAAUGUACACAAGCAUGUGGGGGAGAGUGGGAGGAAUGUACAAUACAGUGAACCUUACUCGUGUCUGGCCCAGCGCCCUAGCUGUAUGAGCUGUGCUGUCUCGUUGGCGAAAUGACAGGCAAAGAGUAGCGGGUUCGGUGGCCCAACUCUGAUAGCAAACCUCAUGAAGAGAGCAGAGUAUAUGCAGAGGGCUGCAGAAAAAAGCAGCUGCCAAUAUUCUUCACCAGUAGUCAUGGUUACUGACCAACUGUCAUCUUAGGACUAAUGAAGUCUGGAUCUUUCUUCAUGUCCGCGAAGGCGGCGAGGGGAAGUCCCCAGUUAGCCACCGGACCCCAGAAAUGCUGUCUCAUGAGGUAUUGUCUGAACUCCUUGCUGCGGAGGGAGCUCCAUAGUUGCCUGCUGUAGCGAGAAACCAGUGACAUCGAUAGCUAUCCCCCAGCAGCCCCAGAGAAAAAGAUAAUGCUGACUCAACAAACAGUGCGCUUAGAUAGCUAGCUAGCUAUGUGUACGUACGCGCCCACCUCGUGGUGUGUGGCAUGGAACAGUUCUGCUCAGCAGCUGACAGUUACCGAGCAGGGAGACUGGUGGAGUGCAAGGACCGCCUUUUGGAAGUGCAGCUCCAAGGUUUCAGUCGAGUGCAGUGGUAUCUGGACUGCAACCUCUUGACUUGCCGUUUCCAAGAGCUGUUGCAGAAAGGGGGAGGGAGGAAUGAGGUGCAGGGAAUUCUCCUGGGCUAUGAGCGACUGUGGAAGAAGAUGACAGGCGUGGCUCCUGGUCCCUUUAGUCUGAGUGUGGAGCUAACUGUGGUCUUGUCACUCUGUCAGCUGCACACCAUUCUCCACAACUGGAGCAUGCUGAGACCACUCAUAUUCACCGCCAUCAAUAGAAGUUUGACUGAACAGAAAUGUUCUGUUCGAUUUAUAUCAGUUUGUUUCUUUCCACAGUCAGUCAAGUCAAUCAUUCCUCUUACUCGUCCCGAUCACUAGAUACUGUUGAUGUCGAAUCAUUUGGAGAUGUGUCAGUAACAUGUGUGGAGAAGCUGAAGGUGAUCAGCGCCCUGCAAGAGGCAGUAGAGAGGGGGGAAAAAGAAAGUAUCUCAAAGGCUAUUUAUGCUCACAGCCACUGGCUCAAUGGAAACCAGGCAGAGUAUGCCUAUAAACAAGCCUGGGUACAGUAUAGUAAUGAAGACUACCACUCUUCUCUGGGCACACUCUCCUCUCCUCCUCUCUCCCCUCCUCCCCUUACACUCUCUCCAUUUGUCCACCUCCUCUGUGGGGCCUGCCACUCCAAGCUGGACCACCCAAACCUGGCACUUCUCCACUGGAGAAGGUCCAUGGAGACAGGCCACACCCCAAACCACACCCCAUUUCUUGCUAGUCUUCAUAACUCUGCUAUAGCAUACACUGCGAUGGGGAACACUGUAGCUGCCGUGGCAACAAGAAGACUGGAGAUUGAGGCUCUCAGGUGUCAGAGUGACUGCGAUACAGUCUCCCUGCCAUUAUGGGUGUGGCUUCAUAAUGAGGAGGGUGGGGCCAGUGUGACACGUCACUCACCUGCUGUGGCCAUGUUUUGCAUGGCAUGGCAGCUCGCUAGCGGUCGAAGAUAUGAUGAGGCAAGUCAGACGUUGCGAGACUGCCUGGCCCUGGUGGAAGAUGGUGCUGUUGUGGGGUCUUCAUUUCCUCUUCCAUCUUCCCUUCAUCUCCUACGAGCCUUGUGUGAGGUGGCCAGAGAGGGGGAGGGGGUGAGGAGGGGAAAGAACAUGUGUCUAGAGCUACUGAAGUCCUCGUCUCCUGGCAACGAUAUCUGGAGAUCUCAAGUCAUGUGUGUGUUAGCGACGGCAUCUCUCCAUCUGGGAGAGAGCAGUGAGACCAGAGAGUGGGGGGUGAGGUGUCUCGGAGAAGUGGAGAAGAUGCUAUGUGAGGUAAAAGACAAACAAAUCCACCAGCAACUCCACCAACUGAAGGUAUUACAGCAGCACUCCCAAAUGUUGCUGGCAAUAGUAGCCAUUGCCAACAGCCACUGGAGGGAAGCCUUACAACUACUGGCGUGUGUCCUGGCCACACCCACUGGACUCUUCAACCACUGUCUCCUCCAGUGUAGAGUGGGUGUGGUCAUGGGCGGAGCUGGUGGGUGGCUGGAGAGGCGUGGCAGUACUCCAGUCGGACGGAGUGAUGCUAGAGACAAACUCAGACACAGCCAGCAACUGCUCCACACAGUGACUGGGUUUGAAAGAGAUUACAUGGCGAUGGAUAUUGCCAUGUUGAAGAUUUGGUUACAGCACAACAGAUGACAGAAAUAGUUUUCUAGUGACUCAAAAAGUUCAUCAUCUUUUCACCCUGUAUGACAUUUGAGAGAGUCAUAAUAACAUAAUCUGGAGCA
Molecule: messenger RNA, 3424 nt
Organism: Geodia barretti
Lineage: Eukaryota; Metazoa; Porifera; Demospongiae; Tetractinellida; Geodiidae
Source: the annotation of a GenBank genome assembly